AUGUCUCAGACCCCAGAUAUUAAGAUCCUGAAACGCUGCGUUGAGCUCGCUAGAGAAGCUCUCGAGGCUGGCGAUGAUCCCUUCGGCUCCGUCCUUGUUAGCGGAGACGGCACCGUUAUUCGCGAAGACCGCAACCGCACCAAGACGGGCGACAACGGAAAUGGCCAGCCCGAUGCUACCCUGCAUCCGGAAUUCACCUUGGCUCGCUGGGCGCAACUGAAUCUCAGCAAUGAAGAGCGUGCCAAGGCAUCAGUGUACACCUCUGGCGAGCAUUGCGCCAUGUGCGCUGCCGCGCAUGCUUGGGUUGGUCUUGGACCCAUCGUCUACGUAUCUUCAACGGAACAGUAUGGUUCUUGGCUGAAAGAGUUUGGGCUUGAACCAGGUACGAAGGUGGCGCCGCUUCCUAUCAGCCAGGUUGCGCCCAACAUUCCGAUCCAAGGCCCGAUUCCUGGGCUUGCAGAGGAGGUUAAGGAGUUGCACAAAAAGAAGCACGAGAAGAGUUCUUGA
Messenger RNA from Colletotrichum truncatum, 507 nucleotides. Its product is annotated as cytidine deoxycytidylate deaminase. Gene Ontology annotation, molecular function: tRNA-specific adenosine deaminase activity. Gene Ontology annotation, biological process: tRNA wobble adenosine to inosine editing. NCBI's taxonomy places the organism in Eukaryota, Fungi, Ascomycota, Sordariomycetes, Glomerellales, Glomerellaceae. The record is from RefSeq and is a predicted model, not a curated record.